Messenger RNA from Dendroctonus ponderosae (mountain pine beetle), 800 nucleotides. RefSeq lists its product as uncharacterized. Lineage: Eukaryota; Metazoa; Arthropoda; Insecta; Coleoptera; Curculionidae. The record is from RefSeq and is a predicted model, not a curated record. The coding region runs from base 61 to 744 and encodes 227 amino acids. The transcript is spliced from 3 exons.
UAGCCGUUGUAUUCAUUCAUAGUUUUGAGCUCAGAGUAUCAGAAGCCAAAUACCAGAAACAUGUUCAAGUUCGCCGUUCUUCUUUCAGCUCUCGCUGCCUUUGCAGCUGCAGCCACCCUUAGGGUAAACCCUGAUGAACUCCAUGUCAUCUGGGACACCAUCGAGAAAGACAUCAGAGUCCGUCAACAAGAAGCCGAGUUGGAAAUCCGCAACCUUUUGGCGCCUCUCAGCAUCUUGGUUGAUGAUGCCAGGGAAAAACUUGCCAAUGACCUCCAAGAAGCCAACGCUUUGAUCCAGGACGAAAUCAGGAGAAUCGAACAGGAACCCCAUGGUCGUGACAUCGCUCGUUGCAUUCAACAAGCUGAAGAAGAACUCAGACGUGUUGACGAUGAAUUGGUCCAGGAACACAAUGAAGCUUUCGACAGGAUUCAAAGGGAAGCCGAACAAGAAGUAGAGCGCGCCAUCCAAAUCACCACUGACAUUAUCGAUGAAAUCGAAGCAUUCGGAGGAAGAGUAGACAGCUGCAGAGAUGUUGAAUGUGCCAGUGACUUGGAUGUUGAAAUCGUCACCUUGUACGAAAGAAUCGUCAGGGACUUGGAUGGAGCUCUUGAAAUCGCCAACGAAGCCGCUUUGAUCAAAUUGGGAGCUGAACUUGACGAAGCCCAAUUGGACCAUGAAAGAUACGCAGAAGGAACCCGUCAAUUGUUGGAAGAACUCAGGAUUUGCGCCGAUGAGCGUGUCUAGACCCACUAUUUUUGAACAGUUUUUUGUUUCGCAAUAAUAAACAAUAUUAAAUUGUA